CGCCACUGGACUUGGUCGCGCCGGAAGUGUAACACUUUCUCUUUGUCAGAGGAGCACCGCUGUUUCCUGGGCUGUAGCUCCGGUUGCUGCGGCGCCCGUGGCAGCCCUGGCGACGCCGGAGCGAUGGCAGCGACCGACAUAGCUCGCCAGGUGGGUGAAGGUUGCCGAACUGUCCCCCUGGCUGGACACGUGGGAUUUGACAGCUUGCCCGACCAGCUGGUGAAUAAAUCGGUCAGCCAAGGCUUCUGCUUCAACAUCCUGUGCGUGGGAGAGACAGGUUUGGGCCAGUCAACCCUCAUGGACACUCUGUUCAACACCAAGUUCGAGGGGGAGCCAGCUACCCACACACAACCAGGUGUCCAGCUCCAGUCCAAUGCCUAUGACCUCCAAGAGAGCAAUGUGGGUCUAAAGCUCACAAUUGUUAGCACUGUGGGCUUUGGGGGUCAGAUCAACAAGGAGGACAGCUACAAGCCCAUCAUGGAGUUCAUCGACGCCCAGUUCGAGGCCUACCUGCAGGAGGAGCUGAAGAUCCGCCGAGUGCUGCACACCUACCACGACUCUUGCAUCCACACCUGCUUAUACUUCAUUGCCCCCACAGGUCACUCCCUGAAGUCUCUGGACCUGGUAACGAUGAAGAAGCUGGACAGUAAGGUGAACAUCAUCCCCAUCAUUGCCAAAUCAGCCAUUUCGAAGAGUGAGCUGACAAAGUUCAAAAUCAAAAUCGCCAGUGCUGUCAACAAUGGGGUCCAGAUCUACCAAUUCCCUACAGAUGACGAAACAGUGGCAGAAAUCAAUGGAACCAUGAACGCCCAUCUGCCAUUUGCUGUCAUUGGCAGCACGGAAGAACUGAAGAUAGGCAAUAAGAUGAUGAAGGUGCGGCAGUAUCCUUGGGGCACAGUGCAGGUUGAAAACGAGGUUCACUGCGACUUUGUGAAGCUGCGGGAGAUCCUGAUUCGGGUCAACAUGGAGGAUCUGCGGGAGCAGACCUACACCUGGCACUAUGAGCUGUACCGCCGCUGUAAGCUGGAGGAGAUGGGCUUCAAGGACACCGACCCUGACAGCAAGCCCUUCAGUUUACAGGAGACGUAUGAAGCCAAAAGGAAUGAGUUCCUAGGGGAGCUCCAGAAAAAAGAAGAAGAUGAGGAGAUUAGGCAGAUGUUCGUCCAGAGAGUGAAAGAGAAAGAAGUGGAGCUCAAAGAGGCAGAGAAAGAGGUGCAUGAGAAGUUUGACCGUCUGAAGAAGCUACACCAGAAUGAGAAGAAGAAGCUGGAGGACAAGAAGAAAUCCCUGGAUGAUGAAGUGAAUGCUUUCAAACAGAGAAAGACGGCUGCCGAGCUGCUCCAGUCCCAGGGGUCCCAGGCUGGAGGAUCACAGACUCUGAAAAGAGACAAAGAGAAGAAAAAUAACCCAUGGCUGUGUACUGAAUAGUAUUCCCUGCUACAGCUGGACUGGACUCCAUUUAGCCUUUUAAGCCAAGGUUCCUAUUUUAACUGACAGCUUUCCUUGGGGUGCCAGGCAGCCGGGCCCCCCACCUCCACCAUGUGCUAUCACUUCAAGCCCCCAUCUCUUCUUUCUGAGUUCCACACCUUGUUCCUGCCUCCCAGGCCCACGGGCACUGACAAUGAUCACCUUCCUCUUUUUUAAAAAUUUUUCAGGGUUUUUUUUUUUUUUUUGGACCACUUCUUUAAAACACAAAGUCAAACAAGGCAAUGCCAAAUUUUCAGGCCUUUUUGAAGUGUUGAGGAUUUGGAGCGGAGGUGUGUGUGAGUUCUCUCUUCAAUAAUAGGAAGCAAAAAAUAAGCAAAAGGUAGAUAAAGUGAAAAGCAAAUGUUUGCACACACUUUGUCUUCUCUUGUUGGCAAAGCCAGAGUGCAGUGUUGACAUAUGUAUUUUUUGGUGUUAGGAAAGAUACUCUCAUCUUGAUUCAUUGAUUGGUUAGUGGCCAGCAGCAGGUAUGAAGGUGAUGCUGCCAGAGCAUAAACUAGCGUCUGGGGAAAAUCCGAGUCACAGUGGAGCACGAUGAGAUUCUAUGCUUGGAGGGAAGAAGCUCAGAGAGAUGCUGAGUUAGGGCUGUGAGAUCUCCUUGGGAAAGGCAUCUUAUUUGCAGCUUUGCUGUUUUCACAUCCAAACCGGAGCUACUUCCAAAGGAUCUCCGACUUAAACAAACCAAGUGAUCUCUAUCCCCAGGGAUAUUUGUAUUGCAAAUAGUAGACCUUCCCCCUACGUUAGCAUUUGUUUAAGAUUAAUUGUUGGAGGAGCUCUGAGUACUUUAGAAGUGUUAGAGCCACACAAUCUUUGAGAGACCUUCAGAGACUUAAGCUAAAGCAGGAGUUUUAUAUUAAGGGAGAAGUUUUUGUAGGUAGGACAGAUAUGAUUCGCUUUUUUCUGUAAGAGGAAAUUGAGGCCUGGGGAAGUUAAGAGACUUGCUUGAGGUCCCACUGCUAUUCCGUGGCAGAAGCCAGGCUAAAUUCAAUGUCUUCUGACUCCCAACCCAUUUCACAAAGGAAUUCAGUCUGUUCAUAUAUGUUCCUGGAGACAAGGUCGUUUGAUGUUUGGAGACACCAAAUAGUCAGUAUUAGCGGGCCCUUCAGGUUUUCUUUUUUCCCUCCACAGAAAAACAUCAGAGGAUGGGGUAGGUGGGGUUGGGAGCCAAGCAGAAGAUUCAAGGCUAGGUCCCUAACUGAGUGCUGCUGCUGAUGAUAGGAGUCAGGGGGGCAUCUGUUAGCUGGGGCGUGUAGAUUUAACAGGUGCCUUGGGGAAUCCUUGUAAUCAGGGAAGUUUGAUACACAAAACUAACUCGUGAGUGAAGAUCAGGCCUUUAGAAAGUCAAUCCAGGCUAUUAAAAGAAUUAAAAUGCUUAUUUUAUUGCUUUUCUCACUGUAGAGAGAAAGUUUUUUUCCCCCUAACAGUGAAAAGACUUUUUAAUUAGUAUGAUUGUUACUUUAAAAAAAAUACCCUAAGUACUCUGAUUACUUCUGAUGAAACAAAACCAGUCAUUAGAAAUGGUCUGGGCUUUUAUUUUUCCAGUCUGGAAUGGAAUGAUUUUCCUGAAAAGACCCCUACCCUACACACACAUAGACUCCUCAUUUCUCUUAAGCCAAAAAGUUUGCUUGCCCCUAGCUGCAGUGCAGAUCAUUUUUUUUUUUUUUUUUGGUUGGUUGUUUUGUUUUGUUUUAAUCAUUUGGCAUUUACAUGUGGCUGUUAAUAUGUGCUUGUUUUUAAUUAAAACAAGAAGCUUUAAACCGGUGUGUGGUGUUCUUAAAACCUCCGUGGAUUUUCCAGUGGUGACGGUCCAUCAGUGCCCCCAUUUCUAACCUGUCGUCUUGAAGUAUAAUCUGUGCUACCUCACACUGCCCCCUCCCCUUCCCCAUCUUACUUUGAAUGUCCUUUCUCUUUGGCUAAUUUCAUGUUUUCUUUCUCUUUCUCUCUUCCUCUCCAGCUUUUUUUAAUCUUGUCUUCAGCAGCUGCACUAAGUCUAAAGGAGAAGACUGCCAUUAUAGAAGAGUUAGGGUUCCAUAUUGCCUCAAACCAGAAAUCAACCAAUUCCCUCUCCCCUCAGAUUGCACACACACAUAUAUAUACACACACAAAAACACACAGAGUCAACAAGUGUUCAUAUGUCCCUGUGUCCAAGCAAGAAGCUCUCUUCUGACUUACAUGGUAUUUUAAAUGGAAGUGUCUUGUCCUAACCUAACAAGGCAGGAAAAGGACCAUCAGAGCUGGAGAACAGACUAAAUGUAACCUCAGAGAGACAACUACAGGGCACCUCACCCAAGUGUAAGUGACUGGGGCAGGAGACCCCAGCUGUGGGUGUGGAAGUGCUGUUCACAAAUUUUUGUUUGAGUUUUAUGUUUUUCUUUUGCAACAACAAUUCUCUGGUACAAGGGGUUUGCUGUCGACAGGCACUAUUAAACAUUCCUCAAUGUGGAAGAGAAAACCAAGUGACAUUUGUAUCUUCAGCAUUCACAGAGCUGCAGACCCCAGCAAGGGGGAAAGAUGGAUCCACUAUCUAACACUCAGGUGGAGAAGGGAGAGACAAGAAGGGCUUAAGCUUAGUAAGAACAAAAUUACUUCAUUCACCCUCCCAAGGCCAGUGGGGAAUUUGAGAGAGGUCUCCACUCAACCAGGGAGGGAGAGCUUUGAUGUUGACACAUCUGCCUUGAAUUCGUUGGUUGAACUUGCAUCAAAAUACCAUGUGAGAGUGUUCAUCCCCAUGUAUCCCUACCAUUGUCACCAUUCCCGCUGUCCAGUGUCUCUUGAGAGAGCCUCUUUGCAUGUUUUCCAGAAUCUGUGUUUGUUUUUUUCCUUUCUUCUCCUUUGUUCUUUUUGCUCAAAGGUGUGACCAGUCACUGCCCCUCUGGGGCCUUCAUUCGACAGGAGAAACAUCCUAGAACCAGCACUGUUUAGCUUGAUGCCUUUCUAAUGUCCAUGUCCAAUUUUCAAUAAAAUUCAAAGAAAUGCUAAA
Molecule: messenger RNA, 4465 nt
Organism: Choloepus didactylus (southern two-toed sloth)
Lineage: Eukaryota; Metazoa; Chordata; Mammalia; Pilosa; Megalonychidae
Gene: SEPTIN6
Product: septin 6
Biological process (GO): cytoskeleton-dependent cytokinesis; cilium assembly
Cellular component (GO): septin ring; microtubule cytoskeleton; septin complex
Molecular function (GO): molecular adaptor activity; GTPase activity; GTP binding
Source: RefSeq, a predicted model, not a curated record